Molecule: messenger RNA, 3699 nt
Organism: Adineta ricciae
Lineage: Eukaryota; Metazoa; Rotifera; Eurotatoria; Adinetida; Adinetidae
Source: the annotation of a GenBank genome assembly
AUGUUGAGUAUACCAAACGAGAUUCCAACGUUCGAAGCUGAUCCAGAUAUAUUAGAAAAUUUAUCAAGUUUUUUGCAUUGGCACGAACACGUUCUGAAAGAGUUUGGUGGAUUGAAAAUCCAGCUGAAUGGAAACUGUCAACUAGCUUUGAAAAAGCGUCUUAUACGUCCAUUAUCACAACAAGUACAAAGAGUGCACCGAAACGCCAAGGACUGCGGAAUGUAUUCAAUCCAAAGUGAAGUGGGACUCCGACAACCCUACUCAGACGAUCUUCACAUUGAAAACGAAAUCAAUUUCUGGGCUCAUCUCUCAAAUGGCAAUGAGAAAAGAACUUUACAAUCAAAUAUCUCCAUCAUUCAAAAUAAAAGCUUAUUUUAUCAAAAAUGGAAUAAGAAAUACUUCUCCAUCCACCGAGUGUUGAAACAAAGUUUAUUAAAAUUAGCCGGAACGAGAUUUAUCGACAAAAUGCAUUCGAACUUACUUUAUACAGAUGGAAACUGUGCGAUAUUUCCUUUAGAAACUCAUCCAAACAAACUUUCAUCGAUAAUUUUUCACCAUCAAGGCGGACCGAGAUAUUGGUACAUAAUUCCUUCAUCGCAAGAGCAUCUGCUACAAAAAUACUUUCUAUCCAACAAAUGUGUCUAUCAUCAACAGUACUUGAUCGAUCCAAGUUUAUUGGAUCGAUAUAAUAUUCGUUAUCAUCGAAUUGUUCAACGGUCGAAUGAAAUUGUUGUCUUAGCGUCGGGUAGUUAUCAUGAAAGUUUCUCGUUGGGAGGUUUACUGAAUGAAUCGAUUGACUUUGCAUUACCACAUUGGAUUAAUGAUGAUCAUAUCUUGAAUCAAUAUGAUUCAUGUCAAUGUCUAGCUGAACAAACAAAAUUUUAUCAAAGAAUUCCUUUGUAUUUGUUUGAUAAAAAUGACGUGAAAACAUAUAUCGAGAAAUAUUCGAAGGAAUUCUCGCAAGAAGGUGAAGAGAAAUCCUCAAUGGAAAAGGAGCAAUCAUCGGAAUGUUCAGAAGAAAGUCUGUCUUUACUUUCCAAUCAGAGUUUUCAAGUUCAAAACGUAGAAGAAGAGGAAGAUUUCUACAGCACAAAUACCUUCUCCAAUACUCCGAUUAAUAACUAUGAAAAUCUAUUAACAAAUGAAUGUGUGCAACCAUCACCAUUGUUAAGUGGAACAAUGUGGAAUUCGUGUGAGGAAUUCGCUUCAAUCGACGACGUUUUCAAUGUUAUUUUUGAUGAUUCAUCAGCGGAAACUGAGCAGCAGAAGUUAUUUACGAACACUGAUGAAAAACACGAUCGAAAAAUCAGCAAAACAGACUUGCCCCUCCAAAAACAUUCAGAUUGCUAUCGAAAAUUACUUUUAUUUAAUAUAUUUUCGAAUAUCACUAAAAGUCAACUGUAUAAACAGUUCCCUGCAGCGGUCAAAAUCGUAAUCAAACCAUGUCAAACGUCUCCAUCAACAAAUUAUGCGACUAUUCGAUACAAAAGAGCCAAAGAUGCAAAGAGAGAUUUUAUUUCCCCGCCUAACUUAGCAUCGCUUGGUUCGAAAUGUUCACUGGCGUACGAAAACGAAUCUGCGUGCAGCGUAAGCGUAGAUCAAACAUACAAUGACCGGAAAAUCGUUGUUCAAGAUAUUCCACAAUAUGUCACAGAGACUAAUUUACAGAAUUUGUUUCCCCUCUGCACCAUAUCCCGUUAUUGUCCUGCAAAAACAACCUUUUGGCCAGAUAAUUCAAUAAAGAAACGCUUCAUGGGACAAAGAAACCUUUUAUUCAUUGAGAAAGAUAAGAAUAUGGACCGCAUCGCAUUCGAAAAAGAUCUUAUUGCGAUUUUACUUGUUGUGGAGAGUGCACAUGAUAAAAAUAAACUUUUGUAUAAAUAUGAACAAGCGAACAGGAAUAUACGAGAACCUGAACCAGUUAAUUUUCAUACAAGCUACUCAAUUGUCAUUGCUAAAGAUUUCGAUCCGCCCAGUGCGAAAGACGAUGAUGCACCUCGAACAACAUUUCGAAAUUUCGACGAAACGACUAUUGCAAUUUUAACAAGUCCGAAUAGUUAUGGAACUCAUGUGGAAGUUCAAGUCGAUGAUGUCAUCUUCGUUGGCCAUACCCUUGGCUUAGAACAAAGUACAGAUCUGAAAUCAUUCGCUGUCUUUUUCGUUCUACGAGCCAUUGCAAAAGCAUCAGUUAUCAUAUCCUAUCAAGAAAUGAGUCAACGUAUUGGUACAGCGAUUCGUUGUGAAGAGCAGCGUGUGCACUAUUUGAAAAAUGAAUACGAUAAAUUAUUAACGUUUAUUCAACCACAUGAGAUCGCAGCAUCCGAUUCUUCAAAUCGACGGCAAAACGAAGACGAUAAAGCGAGAGAAAUCAGAGAACAAGCGUAUUCAAUGAUGGCUGAAGAAAGUCAACUAGCAGCAACGUUAAAACAAAUCUUUACUGAUUUACAAGUUUCCGGUGAAAUUAACAUAACAAUUAAUAAUUGGUUGAAUGUUUCUUGUUGUCUACCACAUCGAUCUAUUGCUUUGAACUGUUCAUUAGAACCAGAUUUCGCGUUUAAUGUGCUUUCAAAUGCCGAGCAAAUUCUUAAACCAUACUAUGGCAUAUUACUUGUUAUUGAUCCAUCAGCUUUACUUGCGUCGCUACCAAUAGAUAGUUCAUCGACACUGAGUACACUCGUUCGACAUUUACGUUCAUCAUAUUCAAUGUCUCGAUUAUCAAUCGAAACUGGUCUUCCGCUCACUCAAAUCUAUCGUCUUGCAUCUCAUUUGCUAUAUUGGGGUCGAGCUAAACUUAUCUAUCCGAUCUAUGACGAUAAUGUUUAUAUAAUCUCACCCGACGCAGAUAUAUCAAAAAACGGUUCUUUAUCUAAACUUUACAAAGAAACAUUUCGAAAUACGACAAAUUACCCAACAUUACAGGAAACCUUAGCCGAAUAUUCCGAUGCCGUACCCUUCUAUGAUCACAUGACUCGUAGUGAUAGUGAUUCCGAAUUGCAAGAACGUUUUCAAUGUGUUGAAUGGUUACUUCGUCAUCGUCUACUUGUCCAAGUUCACUAUUACUACUAUCUUCUUUUACCGAAUGAUAAUCGAAGCGAUUUCAAAGAGGAAUAUAAACAAACACGUUUGCCGCGACCACGUGUACCUCUUCGACGUAAUCAGUACUCGUCGAACCUUUUUGAAUCGUCAUCUAAAAACGAACGUUUUCAUUUAACGAGUGAAAAUAUUGAUAUUCGGGGAAAUCUAUUGAGUGUCAAUAGUUAUGAUUAUAAUAUGGCUUCAUCACCGUCGACCAAUCAAUUCUCCUACUCAUCCGCUCAUCAUUCCAGAUCAACAGAUACAUUGAAAACAAUGACGGGCACUAGUCAAGAUGACGUGUUUGCUGCAAGUUCAAUCAACAGUAAUACCACAACAGAUACUGGUCGAUAUGCUUCACAUUAUCUUGCAAAAGUAUCACAAGCACUACCAAACGAACGACUUGAAUAUCAAAAGAAUCUUGCAAUUGCCAUGAAAGAUGCAAAAGAACAACAUGUGACUGAUUUUCUCCGGUUGAUUAAAUAUCUUAACGGAACCUAUCAUCUUGAAGAAAUCGCAGCUAUGGAAAAUAUGACACGUUUACAAGUGUUGACGAUCAUUGAGAAAUUCCAGUCGAUUGUUAUUCGGGCGCUUCAUCCAGACCCUAAUCCAAUUUUGCAGAUAUAA